CUUUCUUGAGAUGAAUGGGGAGAAAGUUUGGUUUGACUGUGUAGACCUGGAAGGACUGGAGAAUUGGAGGAGGACCAAUUUGCCCAAACUGGGAGGUCUCCGCCAAGUCUUUGUGGUCUCUAUGGGUGGGUCACAAUCCCACCAUGGGAUUUUUUUAAAUUUUUAUUGCUUUGUUAAUUUAUUUUAUUUAUUUAUUUCAAUUAUUUAUAUCCCGCCCUUCUCACCCAAGGGGACUCAGGGCAGCUUACAAGUGGCGAUUGAUGCCGUUAUACAAUAAACUCAAACGAUUAAAACAGUUAAAGCAGUCAUAAAAUAGUCAUAAAAUACAAUAUACAAAGUUUAAAACAAUGCAAAGUGCUUAUGCCAUUCAUCUGUUGUGAAACUGAAGUGAUGAGUAAUCUCUCUUUAUCUGUAUUUAUAUGGGAAUUCAAUGGUAUUUCUGGACACGGUCCCACUAAGAGCCAUUGGCCUUUCCUAAUGUCAUCAUUUGCUGGAUCACAUUUUUUCCCCAAAAUGCAAGAUCUUAGUUUUUUUUUCCCCAAAUGAAACAAUUUGGAGGAUCAUAGCUUUCCCAAACUCACUUAAGUAUCAUAGUUUGUCCAAAUGCCACACUUUGCAGGAUCACAGAUUUUCUUUUUCUCCAAAUGGCACACUUUGUAGGUUUGCAGCGUUUCCAAAUAUCACAAUUUUCCGGAUCAGAAUUCUUUCCAAGCCAGUUUAGGGUCACAGUGUUUCCAAAUAUCAGUUUGCGGGAUCAUGAUUUCCUGAAAUGUCACCAUUUGCAGGAUUGUAUCUUUAUCAAAUAUCAGUGUGCAAAAUUAUGGCUUAUUCCAAAUAGCUCAGCUUCACCGGUUUUCCCAAUAUCAUGAUGUGUGGGAUGACUGUUUCCUCAAAUGUCAGUUUGCAGAAUCAAAGUGCCACAAUUUGCAGGAUAACAAAGAAUCCUAGAUUUGGAAGAGACCUGGUGGGCCAUCCAGCCCAACCCCAUUCUGCCAAGAAGCAGGAAAAACACCUUCAAAGCAUACCCGACAGAUGGCCAUCCAGCUUCUCUUUAAAAGCCUCCAAAGAAGGAGCCUCCACCACACUCUGGGGCAGAGAGUUCCACUGCUGAACAGCUCUCACAGUGAGGAAGUUCGUUCUUAUUUUCAGGUGGAAUCUUCUUUCCUGAGUUUCCAACAAGCUUGCUCCCUCCUCCCUAGGACUUCUCCUGACAUAUUUAUACAUGGCCCUUAUAAUAUCUCAUCUCAGCCUUCUCUUUUGCAGGCUGUGCCCAACUCUUUCAGCCGCUCCUCAUAGGGUUUGUUCUCCAGACCCUUGAUCCUUUUAGUCGCCCUCCUCUGGACACAUUCCAGCUUAGAGUCAACAUCUCCCCAGUGGCGCAAUGGGUUCAACCCUUGUGCUGGCAGGACUGCUAGAAUCAUAGAAUAGUAGAGUUGGAAGAGACCUCAUGGGCCAUCCAGUCCAACCCCAUUCUGCCAAGAAGCAGGAAAUCGCAUUCAAAGCACCCCCGACAGAUGGCCACCCAGCCUCUGCUUAAAAGCCUCCAAAGAAGGAGCCUCCACCACACCGAAAGAUUGGCAGCUCGAAUCCGGGGAGCGGGGUGAGCUCCCAUCUGUCAGCUCCAGCUUCCCAUGCAGGGACAUGAGAAAAUCCUCCCAUAGGAUGGUAAAACAUCUGGGCGUCCCUUGGGCAACAUCCUUGCAGAGAGCCAAUUCUCUCACACCAGAUGUGACUUGCAGUUUCUCAAGUCGUUCCUGACAUGGGGGGAAAAAAAAAACACAUCUCCCUUCAAUUGCGGUGCCCAGAAUUGGACACAGUGUGAUUCCAGGUGUGGUCUUUUCCAAAAGUCUCCCAUAGGAUGGUAAAACAUCUGGGCGUCCCUUAGGCAACAUCCUUGCAGAGAGCCAAUUCUCUCACACCAGGUGUGACUUGCAGUUUCUCAAGUUGCUCCUGACAGGGAAAAAAAAAAUCUCCCUUCAAUUGCGGUGCCUAGAAUUGGACACAGUGUGAUUCCAGGUGUGGUCUUUUCCAAAAGUCACAAUUUGCAGGAUCGGUUUUUGCAAAUGGGAAAACACACAGGAUCAGAGCUUUUCCCCACUGCUUGCACGCUUACAACUUUUCCAAAUGCCAUAUGGUGGAGAGUUGGGUGAUCUCAGCUUUCCAGGUAUCGGACCCUGCUCUAUGGCUCCGGAUCUUGAGGCCAAGCGAACCAACUUCCAUGCCCUCAUUAUAUUUGACGCUGUGCUUAAAUCUUGCAAGUGAUUCCUUCCCUUUUUCCGUGGCCAGAAGAAGGAGAAGCCCUGUUUCUUCCAGGAGAUGUUCCCUCCGUGGCGGCUUCUCUGGCGGGUCCGGGGAGAACGUGUCUCCUCCUUGGCUUCCUUCCACUGUCAACUUUGGGAGCCGGAGAUAAUGGGCGAGUUGGCUCCAGACGGCACUCGCGAGCAAAGAAAUGUCGGCUUUUACAGGAACAUGCAGAAUUAAUUACUCUGCUUUUUUUUUCACACUCUGGCAAAGAUGCCUCCUUGGCUGAGGAACGCAUCACAGAAAGGCACAAUGUAGGCUGGGUUUCAGAUCCAACAACUGGGAAACAGACACGUAAAAGAAGCGGAGGAAGGACUCGUCUCCGUGUAAGAUGGAAGGCUAUUCAGUGCUAAUCAAGGUGGCCAAUGGCAACAUCCACACUUGCCUCCAACAGACAAGAGUUCUUUCUUUUUCCCACCCUGGAGAUAUCUCAACGCCGCUUGCCUCGUUUCCAACAGACAUCCCAACCUCUGAGGAUGCCUGCCAUAGGUGUGGGCGAAACGUCAGGAGAGAAUGCUUCUAGAACAUGCCCGGGAAACUCACAGCAACCCAGUGAUCCCGACCAUGGAAGCCUUUGGCAACACACAGACCUCACAACCUCUGAGGAUGCCUGCCAUAGGUGUGGGCGAAACGUCAGGAGAGAAUGCUUCUGGAGCAUGGCCAGACAGCCCGGGAAACUCACAGCAACCCAGUGAUCCCGACCAUGGAAGCCUUUGGCAACACACAGACCUCACAACCUCUGAGGAUGCCUGCCAUAGGUGUGGGCGAAACGUCAGGAGAGAAUGCUUCUGGAGCAUGGCCAGACAGCCCGGGAAACUCACAGCAACCCAGUGAUCCCGGCCAUGGAAGCCUUCGGCAACACACAGACCUCACAACCUCUGAGGAUGCCUGCCAUAGGUGUGGGCGAAACGUCAGGAGAGAAUGCUUCUGGAACAUGGCCAAACAGCCCGGGAAACUCACAGCAACCCAGUGAUCCCGACCAUGGAAGCCUUCGGCAACACACAGACCUCACAACCUCUGAGGAUGCCUGCCAUGGGCGAAAUGUCAGGAGAGAAUGCUUCUGGAACAAAGCCAUACAGACUCACAGCAACCCAGUCUCCAUGCUGUUGAGUGCUUUUAUAUCUCAAGAACGUCAAGGCUAAACGGACCAAGACAUCCUUCCUGGGUCGUUCCCAUUGCGUCGUAGAAGAACUUGGAAGAGCAUCAAGAGGAACGACGGAUACCUUUUGUGCGAUGCUUCGCAACCACGUAACCGAAUCGACCGUCUGCUUAAAAGCGGCACACCCAGCAGUGUGCAACCCUGCCAGGAAAUGUGCAAGUAGUUAAGAAUUGGCUUCGGUUGUGCGCAUCACCAAAGAGAAAAGGUCACCAAGGGUGCAUCUGCAGGGUAGGAUUAAUGCAGUUUGACACCGCUUUAACUGCAAUGGCUCAAGGCUAUGGAAUCCCAAGCCUGGUGAGAAGAAGGAGAGAGAUGUUGUAAGACUCCAGCCUCAAGUCCCAUCGCAGUGAGCCAUUCAAUGUGGCAGAAUUCAAUCUGAUGUUUAAGAGAUCAUGCUCAAUCUCCAUAGGUCUCUAGCUUCAAGGCCUGUGAGAGUCCUGCCCAAGGAACCCAAGAAACCCAUCAUGGUCUAUCCAUGGGUCAAAGUGGAAAGCAUUCAGAAGGGUCUUCACUCUCAACUUCUUCUUCCAUCAAAUUAGGUGAUGAUUUUAAGCACCAAAACGUCAUGUUAUACAACAAAUUUGACAGAAAAAGUAGUUCAAUACACAGUAAUGCUAUGUAGUAAUUACCGUAUUUACGAAUUUAGCACCAAAAUAUCACCAUAUAUUGAAAACAUUGACUACAAAAAUGGCUUGGAUUAUCCAGAGGCUUGGAUAAGUGAGACUCUACUGUAUUUACAACAGUGUAUUGUUGUAUUGAAUACUGUAUUCAAUACUGUUUAUUGAAUUACUUUUCCUGUGAAAUUUGUUGCAUUUCUGGUGGAGAGAGACUAAUUAAGAAAUAAAGUGAAGUGAAGUGAAGUGAAUAUCCUGGAUAAUAAGGAGGCAUUAAGGAAAAGCCUAUUAAACAUCAAAUUAGGUUAUGAUUUUACAAAUUAAGCACUAAAACAUCAUGUUAUACAACAAAUUUGACAGAAAAAGUAGUUCAAUACGCAGUAAUGUUAUGUUGUAAUUACAUUAGAGUCUCACUUAUCCAACGUUCUGGAUUAUCCAACGCAUUUUGGUAGUCAAUGUUUUCAAUACAUCGUGAUAUUUUGGUGCUAAAUUCGUAAAUUCAGUAAUUACUACAUAGCAUUACUGUGUAUUGAACUACUAAUUUGAUGUUUAAUAAGCUUUUCCUUAAUCUCUCCUUACUAUCCAACAUAUUUGCUUACCCAAAUAAGCGAGACUCUACUGUACUGUAUUUACAAAUUUAGCGCCAAAAUAUCAUGAUAUAUUGAAAACAUUGACUACAAAAAUGCGUUGGAUAAUCCAGAACCUUGGAUAAGCGAGUCUUGGAUAAGUGAGACUCUACUGUAAUAACAACAACAACAACAACAACAACAACAACAACUUAUUAUUAUUAUUAUUAAUAAUAAUAAUAAUAAUAAUCAGCUGAUGACCCGAAAUGCAGACUCUGCAAGGAAACUGACGAAACCAUUGAUCCUAUCCUCAGCUGCUGUAAGAAAAUUGCACAGACAGACUACAAACAGAGGCACAACUAUGUGGCCCAAAUGAUUCACUGGAGCUUAUGCCUCAAGGACCACCUGCCAGCAGCAAAGAACUGGUGGAUCACAAACCUGCAAAAGUCUUGGAAAAUGAACAUGCAAAGAUACUAUGGGACUUCCGAAUCCAGACUGACAAAGUUCUGGAACACAACACACCAGACAUCACAGUUGUGGAAAAGGAAAAGGUUUGGAUCAUUGAUGUCGCCAUCCCAGGGGACAGUCGCAUUGACGAAAAACAACAGGAAAAACUCAGCCGCUCUCAGGACCUCAAGAUUGAACUUCAAAGACUCUGGCAGAAACCAGUGCAGGUGGUCCCGGUGGUGAUCGGCACACUGGGUGCCGUGCUGGAAACUAGGCAAAUAGGGUUUAGAUAUCUGUGGAAUAAUAUCCAGGGUGGGAGAAAGAAGUUGUGUCUGCUUGAGGCAAGUGCGAAUGUUGCAUUUGGCAACCUUGAUUAGCACUGAAUGGCCUUGCAGCUUCAAAGCCUGGCUGCUUCCUGCCUGGAGAGGUGUUAGCUCCUGUCUGGAAUUCCCCUCUUUUUAAAGAGUCGCUCUUUGCUCCAGAAGCGAUAAGGACUUAUCUAUGGGCAGCAAUGCCGUCAUGUUUCCCCGACAAUCUGAACACUUGGCCGGGAUCUUGUAAGCAAAGAAAGCUCCAGUAGAAGGAUUUCUCUAUAAUCCUCCCUGAAAUUCCAACACACUGGAAGGCAUCGGUUUCCCUCUCCGCCGCUUUGCUUUCAGGGUCAAGAAUGAUGCUCGACCAUUAUAAAGGCUCUUUACAGAUCCUCAGUUCCAUCGUUGUACUUGGAUUUCAGCUUGUCAUCCCACAACCCUCGAUUGAACACAGAAAGGUGCCGCAGAGGAUAGAAGAGCAAAACACUGCCGCAGAAGAAGACAACACAGGGGUCCCAGGCGUAUGGGGCAGCUGGGGACCCUGGUCGGCUUGCUCUAGAAGCUGCAGCGGCGGAGUGAUGGAGCAAACGAGACCGUGCCUCCCAGGAUAUUAUUACGAGAGGAACUAUCGCCGGCCGGGGCAAUACGCAGCCCCGGAACGAACCCUGGCUCCUCACCAGCAAGCUCCUCACCAGGAACAGCAACUCAGCCCUUACUCGGGGCAUGUCAUCUCCGCCAUACGGACCUCAGUGCCUCUUCACAGAAACGAGGAGGCUUCUCGGGCCAGCUUUCGAACGGGAGUCCCCUCGGGAGGACGCAACGACAGCCACUUGAGCAAGGGGACGUCCAGGGGAGCGAGGCCUUCUCAGUCUCGGAGACGUAGCCCCAAACUGGAAAGAAGAGGCAGAAAUAAGAAUCCCAUUGGGCCUGGGAAGUAUGGCUAUGGGAAAGUGCCCUACAUACUCCCGCUGCAGACGGACACGGGGCAAGCGCCGCACAAAUCCCGGCGGAAGAGGCAGGCGAACCAGCCGAAGAGCGUCGGCGUGCCCUUGGCUCAGCCCGCAAACCCAUCCCAUCGCCAGAGAAGUUUCUACCAGGACGACCGCAGGCCUCUUCCAUCUCGACCGCAACCCGGAAGCGGUUCCUUUUACCAACCGGCUGCCCCUCACUUCCAGACCUUCCCGGUCGCGCAGAGUUUGUUCCACGACUCGGACUUGAACGCCCAUCUUCCGGGGUCUCGACAGUCGGUCCAAAGCCAAGCGUCUCCCCAGAGGGCGGCUGUCAUCGUCUGCACCGGAGCCUACAAACAGUACAAACUCUGCAACACAAACCCGUGUCUGGAGAACAGAAACAUCCGGGAGAUCCAGUGCACCUCGUACAACAACAAACCUUUCAUGGGUCGCUUCUACGAAUGGGAACCGUUUGCGGAAGUGAAGGGUAGCCAGAAAUGUGAGCUGAACUGCCGAGCCAUGGGCUACCGAUUCUACGUGCGUCAAGCAGAAAAGGUCAUUGACGGGACUCCCUGUGACCAAAACGGGACCUCCAUCUGUGUGUCCGGACAGUGCAAGACCAUCGGCUGCGAUGACUAUCUCGGCUCGGACAAGGUGGUGGACAAAUGCGGCAUCUGCGGAGGGGACAACACAGCUUGCAAAGUGGUCUCCGGGGUCUUCAAACACACUCUGACCAACCUUGGCUACCACAAAAUUGUCGAAAUUCCAGAGGGGGCCACAAAGAUCAACAUCACCGAGAUGUCCAAGAGCAACAACUACUUAGCAUUGCGGAGUCGAACGGGACGAUCUAUUAUCAAUGGGAACUGGGCAAUUGAUCGACCGGGGAGAUACGAGGGAGGAGGAACCAUGUUCACCUAUAAGCGCCCCAAUGAGAUCUCAAGCACUGCCGGGGAGUCGUUUUUAGCUGAUGGCCCAACAAAUGAAGUCUUGGAUGUUUAUAUGAUCCAUCAGCAGCCUAAUCCAGGUAUACAUUACGAAUACAUCAUACCGGGACCCAAUGUGAUCAGUCCCCAGGUGCCUCUUCAUAGACGGCCAGGGGAGCCAUUCAAUGGCCAGCUGGAUGUGACGGAGAGUGUGAAUUACGAGGAGGAGACUUUGCGCAGGGAGACAGGGACGCACAUGGGACAACCUGCGGGGACUUUCCCCAUAAUUCAGCCUGGAAGAUUUCCUUCCCAUCCACCAGACAACCAGGUGCCGGCCGGACAGCCCCCUCGACGCAAUCGGGACUACAACUGGAAACAGAUUGGAACCACUGAAUGCACUGUCACAUGUGGGAAAGGUUCGCAGUAUCCCGUCUUCCAUUGCGUGAAUAGAAACACACACGAGGAGAUCUCCGAAAGUUAUUGUGAUACUAGUACCAAGCCCAGUCCCGAAGAAGAACCUUGUAACAUCUUCCCUUGCCCAGCCUUCUGGGAUAUAGGGGAAUGGUCGGAGUGCAGCAAGACCUGCGGCCUUGGGAUGCAGCACCGCCAGGUCCUGUGCCGGCAGAUCUACGCCAACCGCAGCCUCACGGUCCAGCCCUACCGCUGCCAACACCUGGAGAAACCGGAGACAACAAGUACGUGCCAGCUGAAGAUCUGCAGCGAAUGGCAAAUUCGGACAGAGUGGACAUCGUGCUCAGUGCCGUGCGGGGUAGGUCAGCGGACCCGAGAUGUGAAGUGUGUCAGCAACCUCGGAGACGUUGUAGACGAUGAGGAAUGCAACAUGAAGCUACGUCCGAAUGACAUCGAGAACUGCGACAUGGGCCCUUGCGCCAAGAGUUGGUUUCUGACGGAAUGGAGCGACCGGUGCUCAGCCGAAUGCGGCACCGGCGUCCGGACACGUUCUGUCAUCUGCAUGACGAACCACAUCAGCAGUUUGCCGCUCGAAGGCUGCGGACACAACCGGCCGCCGGACACAACCCCGUGCGACAAUGGCCCGUGUUUGGGGAAAGUGGAAUGGUUUGCUGGGAGCUGGAGCCAGUGUUCGAUGGAGUGUGGUAGCGGCACCCAGCAGAGAGAAGUGCUCUGCGUCCGGAAGACGGAGAACAGCUUUGAGUUGCUGGAUCCCUACGAAUGUUCCUUCCUGGAAAGACCACCCGGCCAGCAGACCUGCUACCUCAAACCUUGCGGGGCCAAAUGGUUCAGCACCGAAUGGAGCACCUGCUCGAAAUCCUGCGAAGGAGGUUUCCGUAUCCGAGAGGUGCGUUGCCUCUCCGACGACAUGACGCCGGGGACCCAAUGUGACCCGCAGCUCAAGCCAGCCGAAAAGGAACAAUGCAACACCCAGGAGUGUGUACCUGAAAUAGAUGAGAACUGCAAAGACAAAUAUUACAACUGCAACGUCGUCGUUCAAGCCCGGCUCUGCGUCUACACUUACUACAAGACGGCCUGCUGUGCCUCCUGUUUGAGGGUCGCGAACCGGCAGUCGGGGUUUCUGGGGCGCAGAUAACAAUGGCUCCAGGCCUGGCCCCGAACUUCUGCCCAAUUGCUUGCGAUUGCUCAGAUUGGAAGAGAUCCUACCUUCUGGAAAAGAAGUUUCCCACGUUGCUGCACACUUCCAUGGUGUGAACACCCCACACCAGUCUGCUCUCACUAACACAUGCUGUAUAGGAACUCUUUGCUCUUGGGAACCGUAGACUGAAAAGGCAGAGCCUUGGAGGAACCACUGCAAGUGGAUCGUGGAAAGCUUAUGGCAGUGUCCCAUAUGGGAUCAGGCCAAGAGCUCACAUGGGGCAGGAAUGGGAAUCACCUGGCCGAAUAGGGCUCUUUGAAGGGUCUAGUGCUGCCGUCUGGAUACCAAAACAAGUUCUCUACUCUCCAACAGUUACUAAAUGGAGAUACGGUCCUUUGGCAAUUGAAUGGGAAGUCCUGAGGAUAGUGAGAUGGUGAAUCAAAGAGGAAGGUCUUCAACCCUUUAUGGAAAUGUCUGAGAUCUUCCUCCAGCUGAAGGUCCAAAGGAAGAUCUUUCCACAGAUGUGGAGCCAGAUCUCGAAAGGUCUACAGCAGUGGUUCCCAACCUUUGGGCCUCCAGGUAUUUUGGUCUUCAACUCCCAUAGUUCCUAACAGCUGGGAUUUCUGGGAGUUGAAGUCCAAAACACCUGGAGACCCAAAGAUUUGGGAACCACUGGUCUAUAGCCUUGAAAGAGCCAUGAGCGUUGGUGGAACAGACAACAAUUCUUUAUCUAUAGAUCUUAAAUUCUAAGAUGGUGCCUACCAUGGUAGACAAGUAUUGGGAGGAAAAUAGAGCACAGAGCCUUUCAUACAAGAACAAAGAGUUUGGACCAAAAUGGUAGAUGGGAAAGGGAUCAAUAGGGGAAGACACGUGUGGAUAUUUAGGGAGAUUCAAAAGCCAUACCACUGCUCACCAUGCUUAAUGUAUGGGCAUGAAUGCCUAUUUUCAGGGCAUUCCCAUACAGGGCAAAUAAAGAUGGAAAACAAAUCUAGAUCAGCUCCAUGCAUGGUGAGCUCAGAUUGUACUGCCAGUUCUCCAGCGAUUACUUGAGCUUCGUUUGAUCACGGUAUUUGGCUCCUUCCCUGACAUCUCAUGCGCUUGUUCUUUUUUAUCUUUGACUUAUUAAAAGUCAACACUAAUUAAGACUCUUCUACAGAGGAAUGCUUUUUACCGUAAGCCGCUGCUCGCCCGUUGGCCCGCAAAGUCCUGCAAGACGUCAUUUUUUGCUAUUUCCUUAACUGAUUUGUAGUAAACAAUCGUGUGAUUUCAGAGUCACCACGUUCCCAUCUUCAGCGAUGUGACAAGCGCAGGCAGCCACACUUUAACUGCCCAGCUAUUUCAUUUGCAAUGUCAGAGUGUGAUUGCACCCACUCAAGCAUUUUUCCAUCUCUGGUGAUUGCUUGAUGUUCAGUAAAUUUUGUUUCCUGUUUUUCAAGGAGAUGGGAAAAUAGUGAAUGAAAUGCAUGUUGUCCUAAUCCACUUCUGUUUGCCUUUCUUUAAAAAAAACAUUUAUAUUUAUUUACAGCAGCAUUUUUUCCUCGUUAUAUGCAUUCUAUACACAAUUUUCUUUAACGUACAAAUUUCUAUAUGCAUCUUUCUCAAAUAGAGAUAUUUAAGCUAAGGACAAUUUUGGAGACAUACGCAACCCAACAAGAUGUGUGUUUUUGGUUUGUAGAAAAAUUGAAAAUGAUGGUUGCAAUUCACAAUGGCCUUUCUGAAAACUUAUAAUUAUGCAUGUAUAAGUGAUUUGUAUUCGUUAUUCCUAUGUUGUGGAAGCAUAGGGGCCAUAAAAGUCUCUCAGUCUUGAUUUACCAGAAAGCAGACACUGCGAAAAUGGGUGUCCAUUCUCUGUCGAUUGGGGUGCAGUGAUCUCUAGUAUGACAAUCAGAAGCAGGAUCCCUCUCGCAGAUCCUUCUUGAAAUUCUGAAGGGACCAGGUGGAAAAAUCGGUUUGUUGGUCCCUGAUUGAGAGGAGAACAAAUUCCCAUAACUCAUGGUGGUCAGCCCAAGUUUCACAAAGCCAAGACUGAGGGGUUGAGGAUCAGGCCAGAUACUACUUAGUUAAAUCCGUUUGAUUAAGUAAUUGAUCUAGAAUCUCAGGGCUGAUUUGGGGCAUCAUCUAGUAUCUUUGUGUAGAACAGCCAUAUUCGUUUUAGCUGUGAUGAUGUCAGAAGUCUGGUAGGAGGUGAAAGAAAGAAGAAGAAGGAAGAAGAGGAGGAGGAAGAAGAGGAUGAAGAAGAAGAGUCAAUGAAGUGUAUCAUAAGUUCAACUAAGUACACGAAUUAGCAAAUGUUCUCAACCAUCUCUGAUAGGAGACCAAAAUGGAUGAGUCUGCAAAUAGUAGACACAUCCAGAGGCGGUUCAAUCGCCAGUCAAUCUAGGCAUUUGCCUGUGGCGCCAUAGUCCCGGGGGCGCUGUCGAGGUCCCCGGGAGGGUGGCACCACCACCCACCUCCUUCACCUUCCCGCCACAGCCUGGGCCUUGCUGCCAUGCGGCCUGUGUGGCCUGGCCCUGCCUCCCAGCCCGCAGAGCCUGGCCACGCCUCGGAGAAGGCAAACGUUCCUGGGCGCUUUGCUGAAGAGAGAAGCGGGCGCCGCUUUUCUCCUCAGCAAAGCGCCCAGGAACGUCUUCCUUCCUGCCCCGUGCGGCUCCGCCUCCCACCCCGCAUGGUCCCGCCUCCCACCCCGUGCAGCCCCACCUUCUGGGGGGCCCCAAAAAUUCCAUUUGCCUACUCCAGAAAAUUACCUAAGGACGGCUCUGGACACAUCCCCUAGAUUCUUAUACCUUGAUGGGGAGUAGCUACCAUGAAUACGACCUCAUUUGAUCUCAGAAACAAAAUUUGAAUUUGGUAGGCUCUAGGAUGGAAGACCAUCUCCAGAUGAUAUUGGCCAACCCAUUGGCGAGUCUGUUGGUAACUGUAGGUUAAAUGUGCCAAUGUUCUUAUUGUAUAAGUCUGUGCUCCGAAUCUCACAUGAAAUGGCAGGGGAACAUUAUAGUUUUAUGUUCUGGUUCUGAUUUUGAUCCACUUACUUUGGUUCAGAAAUCAUCAAUAGUUCCCUACUUUCCCCAUUAACCCAUGCGAGAUUUGUUCAUCAUCGGUCUUGGGUCUUCCCAUCAUCACCGGUCUUCCCUUAUUGCAAAUCUUAGUUUAUGUGUAACUAAAACAAACCCAAACAAGGAAGGAUAUACUUUUAUUAUAACUUAUUUUUAUAUUUGUAAAUAGCAAGAUGUUUAUAGGAAAAUACGUAUUCUAAACUAUGUCUAUAUGGAACAAGCAAUGGCAUCGAAACAGUUCUAUUAUGUAGAAUGUGAGAUUUUGUAUUGUGCCUGGUUAUUUUUUAACCAAAAAAAGGGACUAAAAGUGUAUUUAUUUAUAUAUGCCAUCUACAUUUCUGUCCAGUUCUUUUGGCAAUACUAACCAGCCUUUGGCCUGGAGAUUUAUACUGCAUCGACAUAUUUCUCUAUAUAAGUAUCAUACAGUAAAUCCAUAGUUAAUUGUUUCUUUGUUUCGUGGUUAAUAAUCCACUUCUACCAAUGGAUUUUUCUUCUUUUUUUUCCUAAAAAAAUGGAAGAUGCAUAAGUUAAAAAGUACUUAUAGACUAGUUCAGGAAUAUGUAUGCCAGCAAUGCACCUGAAUCACAACUGUACAGUAUCUUUUUCAUAUUUGUAUACAUAUUCUCUGAUGGGGGGAAAAGUUCGAUAUUUUUUGCUUAUGACUAAUUUAUUUUUUAUUAUGGUGGGAGAAGAAAAAUAAAGACAUUUAAUGAACAUCCCUA
Anolis carolinensis (green anole) is the source of this 12616-nucleotide messenger RNA. It is a transcript of the gene thsd4, whose product is annotated as thrombospondin type 1 domain containing 4. Gene Ontology annotation, molecular function: metalloendopeptidase activity. NCBI's taxonomy places the organism in Eukaryota, Metazoa, Chordata, Lepidosauria, Squamata, Anolidae. Gene Ontology annotation, biological process: extracellular matrix organization; proteolysis. Bases 5755 to 8838 code for a protein of 1027 amino acids. Gene Ontology annotation, cellular component: extracellular matrix. The transcript has 19 exons. The record is from RefSeq and is a predicted model, not a curated record.